This is a messenger RNA of Pogona vitticeps (central bearded dragon), 1587 nucleotides long. It is a transcript of the gene POPDC3, whose product is annotated as popeye domain cAMP effector 3. Gene Ontology annotation, molecular function: cAMP binding. Gene Ontology annotation, biological process: heart development; skeletal muscle tissue development; striated muscle cell differentiation. NCBI's taxonomy places the organism in Eukaryota, Metazoa, Chordata, Lepidosauria, Squamata, Agamidae. Gene Ontology annotation, cellular component: sarcolemma. The record is from RefSeq and is a predicted model, not a curated record.
CACCCUCACCCCAGCAAAAAAGCCGGCCACUGCCGGAGCCUCCGCUGACCCUCCGGCGGGCGCCGCCCGCUGCUUCUCUCGCGGCGGCAUACACUCGCUGCCUAUUUUAGUCAACGCCGUCGCGCCGCGCUCCCGCACCGGCCCCGGCGGUGGCGCCUGACGCGGCAGCGAGCAGGAGCUGCAAAAAGAGGGACGCCGGGAGAGCGGACAAACUUCAAGCGAGGAAGGCGGCGAAGGUCAAGAACUCACAAAAUUGAUGUGAAUAAAGAUGGGCUUCCUAGAAGACCAUUUCAUUGUCGAUGAAUUACUGCAGAUUUUUAAGCUAAGAAAUGUUUGCUAUGAUGUCCUGCUAACACUUAAGGCACGGUCAGGAAGAUGAUGGAAUCCUUUUUCUUCUAACCUCACUUAUUCAACAAAAGUUUUGGAAAUCCAAAUAAUGGCUGAUCAUUCUAGUAUCUCAACUGUUGGAGGCAACUCAAGCAUUUGGGACAGCUUGAUAUUUGCACAUCCUGUCUGUGUAAACUGGAAGCCUGAUGCAGAAGGAUCUAUCUAUCAUUUGGCUAGCAUUUUGUUUAUUAUUGCCUUCAUGGGUGGAAGUGGGGUUUUUGGCCUGCUCUACAUCUUCUUUUUGCUUGGACUAGGUUUUCUGUGCUCAUCCGUUUGGUCCUGGCUGGAUGUUUGCGCAGCUGAUAUUUUCUCUUGGAAUUUCAUCUUGUUUGUGAUAUGCUUCAUACAAUUUAUUUAUGUCACCUACCAAAUUCGAAGUGUUGCCUUUGACAAGGAGUUCCAGGAACUUUACAGUGCUUUGUUCCAGCCCCUGGGUAUUUCACUGCCAGUUUUUCGGAAGAUCGUCUUGUGCUGUGAUGAAGAGGUCAUAACCUUGGAGAAGGAGCAUUGUUACGCCAUGCAGGGCAAAACACCAAUUGAUAAACUCUCCUUGCUUCUCUCCGGAAGGAUCAGAGUGACAGUAGAUGGGGAGUUUCUGCACUAUAUUUUCCCCCUCCAGUUUCUGGACUCACCUGAGUGGGAUUCACUGAGACCCACAGAAGAAGGCAUUUUUCAGGUAACACUCACAGCGGAAACAGACUGUCGAUACGUGGCCUGGAGAAGAAAAAAGUUGUAUUUGCUCUUUGCUAAACACCGAUUCAUUUCACGUCUGUUUUCUAUCCUGAUUGGGAAUGACAUUGCUGAUAAGCUUUAUGCUUUGAAUGACUUAAUGAACCUGGGGAAGAGAUUUCGAUAUGACAUCCGCUUGCCAAACUUCUAUCAUAUGUCCGUACUGGAUACACCUAAAAGACAACCUCCAGAGUUUCAGAGCAAUUCAAGACAACAUUGACAAAGGUUGUAAACUACAACUCUUGCUACAAAAUGAGAGAUUACUGUUCUUGCUGCUCCCUAGAUUGUAUCACUGUGGUGAUACAAUAAAAGCAAACUGAAAAUUCUCAUAAAGAAUUAAAAAAUAAAAAAUAAAAGCCCAUUUUUUCAUUGCAGUAAGAAGCAUCUAGUUUGGCUCUUUUUGUGGUAUGUAGAGGCUGCAGGUCACACAUCUUGUCUAAUUGUGAACUAUGAUUAUUUCCAUUUAUUCCU